This is a messenger RNA of Polistes dominula (European paper wasp), 582 nucleotides long. RefSeq names its product probable proteasome subunit beta type-4. Lineage: Eukaryota; Metazoa; Arthropoda; Insecta; Hymenoptera; Vespidae. The record is from RefSeq and is a predicted model, not a curated record.
AUGGAAUCUUCUGUGGCAAUAAGAAGCAAAGAAUUUGUAGUUAUAGGUACAGAGUCUAGUGUCUGUAAUUCUUACUUGGUAUUAAAAAGAAACCAUGAUAAGUUUAGUACGAUCGAUAAUAAAGUGAUCAUGACAUACAUUUGUAAUCAAGGAGAUGGGUUUAGAACAGCACAGUACAUUACAGAAAAAAUUAAAUUCGAACAGCUGCAAAAUGAGCUUCCACUUACUCCAGAGGUUGUUUCUAAUGUAAUUCAAGAUAAAGUGCAUUACUCUCUGAGGAGGAAUCCUCUUAACCAUACAUUUGUUGUGGGAGGCAAGGAUGAUGAAGCAUAUCAAUUAUAUACUAUUGAUCCAUAUGGAGCUAUGUAUGAGUGUAAAUUUACAGUUGUAGGAAUAGCAGGGUAUUUUUGCUAUGGUAUUCUCGACAAUGAAUACAAGGAUGAUAUUUCGUUGGAAGAGGCUAUUGAAGCAGUAAAAAAAUGUUAUGAAGUUCUUAAAGAAAAUUGCGUUAUAAACCUAGAAAAUGUAGAUCUGCGGAUUUUAGACAGUUCAGGUAUAAGGGAUAUAAGUAUUAGUUUGUAA